This is a messenger RNA of Alternaria rosae, 429 nucleotides long. RefSeq names its product ribosomal protein S16 domain-containing protein. The transcript has 2 exons. The record is from RefSeq and is a predicted model, not a curated record. Gene Ontology annotation, cellular component: ribosome; mitochondrial small ribosomal subunit. The coding region runs from base 1 to 429 and encodes 142 amino acids. Lineage: Eukaryota; Fungi; Ascomycota; Dothideomycetes; Pleosporales; Pleosporaceae. Gene Ontology annotation, biological process: mitochondrial translation. Gene Ontology annotation, molecular function: structural constituent of ribosome.
AUGGUCUUAAGAAUCCGACUCGCCCGCUUCGGCAAGAAGCACGCUCCCUUCUACAAUAUCGUCGUCGCACACGCCCGAACAGCGCGCAACUCCCGCCCCCUCGAAGUCCUCGGCACCUACGACCCGAAACCGCAACCACCGCGCCCAGGCGACACACACGGCAGGCCGUGGAAAGACAUCAAACUCGACUUAUCGCGCGCGCGGUACUGGGUAGGUGUAGGCGCUCAACCAUCAGAUACGGCGUGGCGGUUACUGUCCAUGGUGGGCAUACUGGAGCCGCAGUACAGGGUGGGCCAGAUUGCGGGCAUGGUGGUUAAGAGCGGGAGUGCGAGUAAGAGUUUGAUUAAGGAGGGAGGAGAGAGUGCGGAGGCGGCGCCGGGGGUUGUGGUGGAGAAUAUGGAGGGCGGGACGAAGGAGACUGCGGCAUAG